CUGCAUUGGUCCAAGCGACAUACAACAUGGACUGCACAAAAAACUCCAACCAACUGGGAAGACUUGUGUGAGCAAGCAUCUCUUCGGCUUGCUUACACCAUCAAAGAAGAAGACAUACCUUCCGCACUCUAUGUGAAUUCUGAUCAGACACAGGUGGUUUAUGCACAGGAUUCAAAACUUACCUGGGCAAAAACAGGUGCCAAGCAGGUUUCAACUGUGGGUAAUGACAAGAAGCAGGCAUUUACAGUCAUGGUCUCAAUUGCAAAUGAUGGCACAAUGCUGCCCCUGCAGGCCAUCUAUCAAGGAUAUUUGAAGGUGUCACGCCCGAGUCCAUCAGCUCCCAAUUACGAGAACUGCAUGAACACAGGGUUCCAUUUUGAAUAUUCCAACACGAAAACCUAUUGGUCAACACAUGGAACUAUGCAUUCCAUUUUA
This is a messenger RNA of Suillus plorans, 435 nucleotides long. RefSeq lists its product as uncharacterized. The annotation marks the transcript as partial. Lineage: Eukaryota; Fungi; Basidiomycota; Agaricomycetes; Boletales; Suillaceae. The transcript has a single exon. The record is from RefSeq and is a predicted model, not a curated record.